CCAAAUUCAAAUUUUAUCCCUUCGACCCCACUCUCCCAAUACUCUCUUCUUCCCCUUUCCCUGCAAACCCUAACUUCCCAAAUUAACCCCUAUCUUUGAUAGAAGAAUCUUCCGCACUAUCUCCUCGGUCCCCUCCUUCCUCUUCCGCACAAUCUCACGGCCUUUCAUUCCGCAAAUCGAUGGCCAAGAAUUGGAUUUGAGUUUCCUCGGAUGCAAUUCACUGACCCCCAAGUACUCUCCUGAAAAAGAGCUCUGUGAGUCCACGUCGUACUCUAUUCGUGUUCUUGGCUUCGAACAUGGCCUCUCGCAACCAGAACCGGCCUCCUCGUAGUCCAUCCGCUAAAAAGGAUGGUAUCGACCAAGUUCCCUUCGACAAGCGUCGGAAGAUUGGGUUGGGAAGAACGGUAGGACCAGCAAGCACAGGCCGUAUGCGGCAGCCAUUUGCUGUGGUUAACAGUAGGCAAGAUGGUACGGGUAAUAGUGAUAUGGGCAGUGCUGAGGGUUCAGAGUGUGGAACUGUAGAGUUUACAAAGGAAGAAGUUGACGCAUUGUUGAAUGUAAAGUUUAAGGGAAAGCAGUUUGAUUUUAAGGGGAAAUUGGAACAAAUGACUGAGCAUAUUAAGAGGCUCAAACUUUGCAUCAAAUGGUUCCAACAAACUGAAGAAAACCAUGUUCUUGAGAAGGAAAAGCUUCAAAGUGUGAUGGAAUCUGUUGAAAAAAAGUGCAUGGAUACUGAGGUGGAGAUGAAAAGCAAGGUGGAAGAGUUCAAUCUGAUUAUUUCAGACUUGAAAAAAACUGUAUCUUCUUUGGAGGAGAGAGUUGCAAAGGAAGAAUCAGAUAAGUUGGAUGCGAUUGAAUGCCAUAGAAAAGAAAAAGAAGCAAGGGUUGAUGGUGAGAAGUUGCAAGCUCUUCUUUCAUCAGACCUUGAAAAGGCUCGGCAGGAGAAAUCAGCUGCUGAACAGAAGGCAGCCUCCUUUGAGGAUAUGUAUAAGCGAGCACAAGAGUAUAAUGUGAGUUUACAACAGUACAACAGCAAGCUUCAAAAAGAUAAUGAAACACAUAGCGAGUCACUCAAAAGAGUUGAAAUGGAGAAAUUGACUAUUGUGGAAAACCUUAGCAAUUUAAGGUGCCACAACAAGGCAUUACAAGAUCAAUUAACUUCAUUCAAAGCUUCACAGGAUGAGUUUAUAAAGCAAAAAGAAUCAUUAUCAAAUGAACUAAGAUGCCUUCGCGGGGAACUUCAACAAGUGAGGCAUGACCGUGAUCACCAAGUGACAAAGGUUCAGGCUUUAACUGCAGAAGUGGUGAAGUACGAAGAAUUCACUGGGAAAUCAUGUGUAGAGUUGGAUAAUUUGACAAUAAAAUCAAAAGCCUUGGAGGAGACAUGUUCAUCUCAAAGGGAGCAGAUUCGCAUACUGCAGCAACAACUUGCUGCUGCAAAUGAGAAAUUAAAGAUGGUUGAUUUAACUGCUUCAGAGACCAGAGCGGAAUAUGAGGAGCAAAAGAGAAUUGUGCAGGAACUACAUGAUCGCCUAGCAGAUACAGAACUGCAGCUUAGUGAAGGAGAGAAAUUAAGAAAAAAACUGCACAAUACUAUUCUGGAGCUCAAAGGGAACAUUCGUGUUUUUUGCCGAGUUCGUCCCCUGUUGCCUGAUGAUGGUGUUGCAACAGAAACUGCUGUAAUUGCUUACCCUACAUCAACGGAAGCUCUAGGCCGGGGCAUUGACUUGAUGCAAAGUGCAGGGCAGAAGUAUCCUUUCACAUUUGACAAAGUGUUUACGCAUGAGGCUUCUCAGCAGGAUGUUUUUGUAGAAAUAUCCCAGCUUGUACAAAGUGCACUUGAUGGGUACAAGGUGUGUAUAUUUGCUUAUGGCCAAACGGGUUCAGGUAAAACAUAUACCAUGAUGGGUAGGCCAGAAACCUCAGAACAGAAAGGGCUGAUACCUCGUUCACUAGAACAGAUCUUCCAGGCUAGUCAGUCGCUUCAAGUGCAGGGUUGGAAAUACAAAAUGCAGGCUUCAAUGUUGGAAAUAUACAACGAGACCAUCCGCGAUUUAUUAUCAACAAAUCGAUCAAAUGGUUUGGACAUGUCACGGACAGAAAAUGGCGUUCAAGGAAAACAGUAUACUAUUAAGCAUGAUGCAAAUGGAAACACACAUGUUUCUGACCUCACCGUUGUUGAUGUUUGCAGUAUAAAAGAAAUUUCUUCACUUCUGCAGCAGGCUGCAAAAAGCAGGUCCGUGGGCAAGACACAAAUGAAUGAGCAGUCAUCAAGAAGCCAUUUUGUCUUUACAUUGCGCAUAUCUGGCGUAAAUGAGAACACUGAGCAACAAGUACAGGGGGUUUUAAACCUCAUUGAUCUUGCUGGAAGUGAGCGGCUAUCAAAAAGUGGGUCAACUGGAGACCGGCUGAAGGAAACUCAGGCUAUCAAUAAAAGUUUGUCUUGUUUGGCCGACGUAAUAUUUGCAUUGGCAAAGAGGGAGGACCAUGUUCCUUUUAGGAACUCCAAGCUGACAUAUCUUCUCCAGCCAUGCCUAGGUGGGGACUCCAAGACCUUGAUGUUUGUAAACGUCUCCCCCGAUCCUUCUUCAAUUGGCGAGUCUCUCUGCUCUCUGCGGUUUGCUGCCAGAGUCAAUUCCUGUGAAAUCGGAAUACCCCGGCGUCAGACAACAACAAUGCGGCCAUCAGAUUCCCGUUUGAGUUAUGGCUGACCACGUGCUCCACAGCUGUCUGCUUUUCUGGGCCAUCUACAAUUCACACAGAGUAACUGUUAUAUGUAAGAGUAAUAAUGAUUGUAAUGCGUAUAAUGGAGUGGAUUGGUGGUGUCAAUUGAUUGUAGUCCUGUUUCUAUCUUACUACUAACUUGUACUUUAGAUUUAUGCUUAGGGUCUUGAAUUUAUUGUUGGCCCUGAGAGAGAGAGUCCUCCAAUUCUAUAUUAAAACGUUCACUACUCGAAAGAGUUAAAAUUGGUUUUGUUGAUUA
Molecule: messenger RNA, 2983 nt
Organism: Juglans microcarpa x Juglans regia
Lineage: Eukaryota; Viridiplantae; Streptophyta; Magnoliopsida; Fagales; Juglandaceae
Product: kinesin-like protein KIN-14C
Exons: 17
Coding region: 297-2711 (804 amino acids)
Biological process (GO): microtubule-based movement
Molecular function (GO): ATP binding; microtubule motor activity; microtubule binding
Source: RefSeq, a predicted model, not a curated record